Messenger RNA from Plasmodium knowlesi strain H, 4062 nucleotides. Its product is annotated as conserved Plasmodium protein, unknown function. Lineage: Eukaryota; Apicomplexa; Aconoidasida; Haemosporida; Plasmodiidae. The transcript has a single exon. The record is from RefSeq and is a predicted model, not a curated record. The coding region runs from base 1 to 4062 and encodes 1353 amino acids.
AUGAAAGUUCAACAUGCGUCCAACGACCACGUGUUGGGGAAAGGCAAAACCAAAAGGGGAAGUGCACCCAAGAAGAAGAAAAAAAUAAAUGACAAACAAGGAAAACAAAAUUCCAAACCUAACAUGAUAAUAGAGAAAAAACAAAAAAAAAAAGGAGCUAGUAUAAAGAAAAGCGACAUUGCGGCUGUAUUACUUCUACACGACGAAAAAAAAUUGACAUCGAGGAGCAACAGCGUAGUUUCAAAGGAAAAAGAGAAUAAUGUCAUCCAGGGGAAGGUGGGACAACCCGGCGGGGACGCCAAAGUGGAGAGAAAGGAAAAGGAUGGCCUGAAGAACAAGCAAAGUACACAAGUCACAGGUGACACACAAAACAAAAAUCCCAAAGCACGCGCAAAGAACAAGGGGGGAAAGAACAAAAAGAGCCUUGGCAAGAAGAGCGCGUCGAGAGGGGCGAAGCAGGAUUUGGACACUCCCCCAGUGAAACGUGCUAAGGCAAAAAUUGGCCAAAUGAAGAAUUCAAAGGGAAGCAAGGGCCAAACGAAGGAACCCAGCAUUAAAGAAGGAGAACAGUCAUCCAAACAAAUAAGCUCACGAAAAUACAAAGGGGAAGAAGAAUCUCCUCCAAAUGAAAGGAGCCUGAUGGCCAUUCAACCGAGACAUCUGAGUUUGGAUUCUUCGAAAAGGGGAGAAGUAGAAGGGGAGAGGAAUAACAACACCAUCAUAGAGGUUACUCCGUCAGUCAGCCUCGACCAAAGUCGAAUAGAAAUAAAUGGCAUACGCCUCGGGAGCGCUUCGAGUUCCAUUUUCCACCUGAGCCAAAGUGCAAGAUGGGGGGACGAGCGGGAGUCCCAGGGCCUCUCCGUCAGUCACAGUACCAGUCACGCUAGCAGUCGAGACGGUAGUCCCUUUUUCCACCGCGGAGUUAGUGGGGGAGAUAGCCCGCAUGUCAAUCGCGCUGUCCGUUCACAGGUUAUUUUGCCUGUUAGUCGAGGCGCCAGUUCGCAAGUAGGUUACUUGGCAAGUCACUCGGUAAGCCACGCAAGUGGAGAAGAACGAAGCCACUCAAUUGAACACUCUGCUACCCACUUAAUUGGACAUUCUGCUAGUCACUCGAUUCGACAUGUUGUUAACCCCUUAAUUGUCCACUCAGCUAGCCAUACAAAUGAUCACAGACGUAGGCAUGGGAGCAUCCACUCAGGAAGCUAUUCGGUUAGCCAUUCGAGUAGCCCCUCAUUUAGUCGCCCAAGUGGCCAUUUAGGAGGUCACGCGCUUGGCCAUCCAGGGAACCGUCUGAAUGACCUCCCAAUUGGACACCUCAUCAGCCGCGUCAGGGAUGAACCUCCUCCAUCACCAAAUCUCUACAACAGUGGAGGCAUUAGUGGUGAUACUAAUGCACAGGGACAGAACCAACCCCCGAACACGUACGGAAGGAGCCUAUUCUGCGAACUCACAGAGGCCCUGGAAAACGAUUCUACGCAAACAAAUGAAAAGAGCAACAUAAGCAUUCAACUGAAGGCCGAAGAAAAGGAACUUCAAAUAAGUAUGAACGAAACGACUGCACGUAUGUUGGGUACGCGGAAGAACAGUUCAAAACGCUCUAUCGAUUUGAUUAAUUUGGCAAAGGAAUUAAGGACUAAAUCUAGGGGAAGUGUUGAGACGGGGCAUGAAAAGGGCACCAAGACAAUGACCACUUUGAGAAGCUCCAAGAAGGGGAUGCAACAACAACACAAAAAGCAACCGCAACAAUCACAUCCACAGCAACCGCAACCACAACAACCACAACAAUCACAUCCACAGCAAAAGGGGACUAAUCUUCUCGUCAAAACGAAGGGGAAAAGAGUAGCCACCCGUAAGGAAGUCGGCUUUGGAAGGAUUAGCGGUAAUGGUAGUGCUCAUGGCAAGCGCAGUGGUGAUUCCAACAUUGUAAAGGCGAAGGCGAAGUUGAGGAAGAAGGACACAGAUAAUCAUGGAAGGACAAAAUUAAUUGCUGCUCCAGAGGAUAAGAGGGCAAGAAAAAGUGGCAAAACGGGCAAGGCAAAUGAGGCGGGGGGGACAAAGGGCCCAAGGAAAGGGGGGAGGAAGGGGGUAGUGAAGAUGGAGCAAAAGGAGGUAAAAAAGGAGGCCACAAAAGGGGAUGGACAGAAAAACGAUAAUAUGACCGAGGAGAUAAGGAAGAAUAUAGAGGUGCCGAGCAGGAUGAGUAGAGAUGUAGGAAGCAGAAUGAGUAGAGAUGUAGGAAGCAGCAUGAGUAGAGAUGUAGGAAACAGAAUGAGUAGAGAUGUAGGAAGCAGGAUGAGUAGAGAUGUAGGAAGCAGGAUGAGUAGAGAUGUAGGAAGCAGGAUGAGUAGAGAUGUAGGAAGCAGGAUGAGUAGAGAUGUAGGGAGCAGAAUGAGUAGAGAUGUAGGGAGCAGAAUGAGUAGAGAUGUAGGGAGCAGAAUGAGUAGAGAUGUAGGGAGCAGGAUGAGUAGAGAUGUAGGGAGCAAGAUGAUCAUAGAGGAGGUGCCUGUCGCGAAGAAAAAUGAAGAAGGGCAAGAGGAAAAGGCGAAUGCAGAGGAGGAAGACGCUGGAGAAAAGUCAGACCGCGUGAAGGUAGGCGAUGUGGAAGAGACAGGAAAAGAGGAAAAGGCAACAACAAAGGGGAUAGAAAAGGGGAUAGAAAAGGGGAUAGAAAAGAAGAUAGAUAGGAAGAUAGAAAGGAAUAUAGAAAGGAAGACAGAAAAGAUCUUAGAGACAACAACGGAAGACCCAGGAGAAGAGAGAACCCCAGAGGAAGACACCCAAAGGGAAGAAGGAAAUGAACUACAAGUGGUUUCCCCGAAGGAAGACGGACAUGCAAAUGUAGGAGAUGUCAACAAUGAUCAGAAUAAGAAAGAAGGAACAAAAACGGUGGAAGAAAAUUAUCCAGAGAAGGAAGCUGUGGUGGGAAAAAACGACGAUAAAGAAAAGAUAGGAGCGAAGAAGAAAAUAAAAUCCAAGACAGGAGUGAAAUUACGGCAGAAGGAAAAGGAGGUUCGAGGACACGCUAUGGAUGAACAUGCGCCUGCUACUGAUGGGGGAGAAAGGAAGAGAGAAUCUUCUAAAUGGCGUGUCAAUCCAAGAGAGGAGAAAUCACCUGUCCAGUUGUCUGUGCAGAAGCGAACCAUGAAAGGUAGACACAGAAAGGUGGAUAGCAUUCUACAGAGGUACGUGCACUUGAGGGAGGAAGAAGUGGCCGCGAAGAGAGAAUCAGCAUGGGACGAUGUACCAGAUGACUUGCUAAAUGUAGAAGGAAGGAAAUUCAAAAUUGAUGUCAUAAAUUUUGUAGGAAAUAUAAGAGUAGGGGAAAAUUCUAUUGAUGAAGAUAUUCUCUUUUUCUUUGAUUCGUAUGAAAAUAAAUUAAAAAAAAAAAAAAAAAAAAAAAAAAAUGUCCUAUCCUUAUUUAAGAGGCUUUUCAGAUGUGAACACUUCGAAUUGGACGGUAUUAGAUUGGUCCUACAUAUCCUAGACAAAAUUGCAGAGAAACUGAUGAAGGAAAUAAAGUUGGAGAAGAUAGUCAGAUGCUUCUCUCAGGUAACACAAUCAUCAAAUGAUGGGCAUACAACAGGGAAGGGGACAUAUACUCAACAGAAAAAUAUAGGCAAAGGUGAAGGUGGCAGCUAUUUAGAAGGGAACACAGAUGUAUUCACAUCAGAUGGAAUGUACCUUAAUCAAUACCGAAAUAAAUUAUAUGGUAUUAUUUUCAGUCCGAGGAGAACACAAGGUCUUAAUCCUUCUACGCUCUACUUCAUUGAACGGUGGAACGACAAUGCAAUGUUGAUCAUGCUCCGGGAAAAGAUGGAGGAGAUUCAGAGGAGGAAGAUGUUACCACUGAGGAGCGCCAUUCCUCUUUCAUGUUUUAAAUUAUUAACGCGUAAAUUUAUGUGUAACUUUAUUAGUGGCUGUUGUAUGACUAGCCGUGACAUGUAUGGUGGGGAGUUUUCCGUCCCCCUUCCUCCGCCUCCCAUGAGGCUACCGGUGCACAAUGAGGGGGGAGACUCCUUCGUGAGGGUCGGUGCCGCGAUUCGCGUCCUGGCCUCCAAGUAG